Zea mays is the source of this 1615-nucleotide messenger RNA. Its product is annotated as DAZ-associated protein 1. The record is from RefSeq and is a predicted model, not a curated record. Gene Ontology annotation, molecular function: mRNA binding. Gene Ontology annotation, biological process: regulation of translation. Bases 158 to 1282 code for a protein of 374 amino acids. The transcript has 3 exons. NCBI's taxonomy places the organism in Eukaryota, Viridiplantae, Streptophyta, Magnoliopsida, Poales, Poaceae.
CCGCCGUCCAUCUUGUGCUAAACCCUGUCGCCAACGAAUUAAAUUGAACUCGGCACGCGCACACGUCCGCGGCCGCCCGCACGCCGCCAGCAACCCCCCUCCCGCUCCCCGCAAAACCCUAGCGCUCUCUACCUCUGUCUCUCUCUGUUCGUCGGCGAUGGCGGCAGCGGGGGGCGAGGAGGAGGCCGGCGAGAGCCGGAAGCUUUUCGUGGGCGGGAUCCCGGCCGGGGCGCAGGAGCCCGAGCUGCGGGCCCACUUUUCGCGCUUUGGGGAGGUGCGCUCCGUCAUCGUGAUGCGCGACCGAGAGACGGGCCACGGCCGGGGGUUCGGCUUCGUCGAGUUUGAGGAAGAGGCUGCCGCUGGCACCGCGCUCGGCGACGGGGAGAAGCUCAAGCACUUCCUCUGCGGCCGCAUGGUGGACGUUAAGAGGGCCAGGACAAGAGCUCCACGAAACCAGGGCGAGCAGCACUCGCAGCCUCAGCAGGCUGAGCAAGGCCGGGGUCAGGGGAACCAAGACAAUCAGUCGCCCGCUGGUAAUGGUACCGCUGACUGUGGCAACAGUGUGAGCUAUGAUUCAAAAAAGGUAUUCAUUGGCGGUUUGCGGGAUAAUAUCACCGAGAAGGAGUUCCGGGCUUACUUUGAGACGUUUGGCACGGUAACGGACGUCGUGGUGAUUUAUGACAGCGCGACGAGCCGGUCGAGGGGGUUCGGUUUCGUCACCUUUGAUUCGGAGGAAGCAGUGGGGAAGGUGAUGCGGCAGAGCUUUCACGACCUGAACGGGACCAAGGUAGAGGCCAAGAUUGCUAUCCCCAAGGAUGAGCAGUAUUACCGUAACAGAGGAGGCCAUGGUGCUCGUCCCUUUGGCGGGAGGGAUCCUGCCGCUCCUGGCUAUGGAGGGUUCAUGUACCAAACAUACAAUGCUAGAUCUGGCCCCUACAAUGGCUACAUGCCCCAACCUGCUCCCACACAUCCCUACUUUCCUGCCCCCUAUUUUGCUGCGGGGGGCUAUCCCUAUGGGAGUGGAUACCCAGGUCAAGGCGUCAUGCCAAACAUUCCUGGCAUGGGGCCUAGGCGGGGUCCUCCGGCCUAUGGAACAUACCCUCAAAUGUAUCCGGUGUAUAACAUUAUACAUAGAGCUGGUUAUGGUGGUCCAGCCACUUCUUUUCAGCAUGAAAUUAAUGGUGGAGGUGAUUACAAAAAGGAUCAAACGAAUGUAGAUAUGCAGCAAGUUGACAACACUGCUAGCGUUGCGACAAAGUUGGAAAAUAUGAAGCUAGGUUGACAAUGACUUUCAGGACUAUUACUUCUACAACGAUGACACUGGAGUUAGUCUAUUGUUUGGGAACCCGCAACUGUGAAGACUUUGAGCUGAGAGAUUCUUUGGUUGACAAGUACAUCAUUAGAAUUCUUCAAACUUACGUACCGUUCCUAUCCCCACUGCCUGUAAAACAGAAAGCAUGCGAGUCGCUGGCUGGCUGUUGACCUCACCUCCCCUCUCCUCUCCUCUCCUCUUGUACCAAUGUUAAAUUCUUACGACCGUUUAAUGUAUCUUAAUCAGACAAUCCAGAAUCGACCCUAAUCGUCUGCUUUGCUCAACCCCGAUUGUUUCUGUUUC